CAAGUGACAGUCCGGAUAAUGAAAAGACACUGGAAAAUAGUGUGGAUUUGCAAACCUCUCUUCUUGUUCCUGUGGAACAUUUUGGUGAUUUUGAUGCUUUUGACACUGGUGAAUCAGUUUUCUCUGGCUUAAGCAGUAACACCGUUUUGCGGUCUCAUCCGAACCUGGAAGCACAGGAUGUCCUACUAAAUGAAACUUCAGAUUCGAAUCCCACUCUACCUAUUCCAAACAGGCCUUCUGAUGACUCAAGUUCCUCAUGCCUCCACCAAGAAACCAUGAAUGACGAAUUAUCAAGUGAUGAUGUGCUAUCCAGACAUGCCACUGCUAUUGUGAUGACUGCUAGAGAGAAACAUCAUCUCUCACAGAGUGGUGUGAAUGAUGUUGUGGCUGAGGUUCAGGCGUAUCAAGCUCAGUUACUGAACAGCUUGAGGAGUCAGCUACAAACAGUAUUCAACAGACAUGCAGGAAGUGAACUUCAGCGAGAAGCUUUGGGACUCUUUGACUCCUUUAAAGAUCCAUUUGCUGCAGUUUCAACAUCAUAUAGACAGGACAGUGUCAUAAAAGAAAAAUUCAAUUUUGUGGAAGCAGAAGAGGUUUCAGUCGGAUUAGCAGUAUGUCGUCAGAAAAGAAAAAAACAAAGAGACCUCGCAAUAAAAAACAAAUGUUUCCAUUAUAUACCCCUGAUAAAGAGUUUAGAACAAUUAAUGUCUCAUCCAAAAAUCUUUGCCAUGAUAAAUGGUGGAUCUCAGAAAUGCAGCAGUGGAUAUUUUUAUGACAUCAUAGAUGGUGAACUAAUGCUUUCACACCCUUUAUUUUCUUCUAGACCCUCUGCUUUACAGAUAAUUCUUUAUUUAGAUGAAAUCGAAAUUUGCAAUCCACUUGGGUCUCAAGCUUCAAAGAAUAAGUUGCUCAUGUUUUACUACACUUUGGGAAACAUUAAUCCAAAGUACAGGUCAAAAUUAGCUUCAAUCCGCCUUCUUGCUAUUGCAAAGCAAAGUGAACUCUCAGAAUGUGGAGUUGAUGCCAUAUUGCAAGAUUGCAUGAGGACUUUG
This is a messenger RNA of Carassius auratus (goldfish), 1052 nucleotides long. RefSeq lists its product as uncharacterized. The annotation marks the transcript as partial. NCBI's taxonomy places the organism in Eukaryota, Metazoa, Chordata, Actinopteri, Cypriniformes, Cyprinidae. The record is from RefSeq and is a predicted model, not a curated record. The transcript is spliced from 3 exons.